CCUCAAAUCUCAAAAAGUCCACAAUCUCUCUCUUUCUCGCUCUCUCUUCAUCUUCUAGAGAGAGAUUUUAUGGCGGUGGAGCUCAUGACUCGAAACUACAUCUCCGGCGUCGGAGCCGAUAGCUUCGCCGUUCAAGAAGCUGCAGCUUCAGGGCUCAAAAGUAUGGAGAAUUUCAUCGGUUUGAUGUCUCGUGAAAGCUGUAAUAACUCCGAUCAACCAUCUUCUUCUUCCGCCGCCGUUGCCGCCGAUCUGGAAUCAGCUCGUAACACGACGGCUGACGUGGCGGUUUCGAAGUUCAAAAGAGUCAUAUCUCUCUUAGAUCGGACUCGUACCGGACACGCCCGGUUUAGACGCGCUCCGGUUAUUUCUCCAAUUCAAGAAAUUAAACCGACGCCGUUUCAAGCUCCGCCGCAGAUCCGUAAAGGUUCGUUUUCUUCAUCGAUCAAAACGAUCGAUUUCUCUUCUCUCUCCUCCGUAACGACGGAAUCAGAUCACAAGAAGCAUCUUCAUCGUCCCUCCGAAACGGCGCCGUUUGAGACUCAAAGCCUCUCAACUUCUUCUUUGUCCAAAUCAACAAAGAGAAAAUGUAAUUCAGAGAAUCUUAUCGCCGGAAAAUGCGUCUCUGCUUCUUCCUCCGGUCGUUGUCAUUGCUCCAAGAAAAGGAAGAUUAAACAGAAGAGAGUAAUUAGGGUUCCGGCGAUCAGUGCUAAAAUGUCCGAUGUUCCUCCAGACGAUUACUCAUGGAGAAAAUACGGACAAAAACCAAUCAAAGGAUCUCCACAUCCCAGAGGAUAUUACAAGUGCAGUAGCGUAAGAGGUUGUCCAGCUCGUAAACACGUGGAGAGAGCAGCAGAUGAUUCCUCGAUGUUAAUCGUUACUUAUGAAGGAGAUCAUAAUCAUUCUCUCUCUGCCGCUGAUCUUGCCGGCGCCGCCGUAGCUGAUCUCAUUUUGGAAUCGUCUUGAAGAAAAUCUUAAGACUCAAAAUUAUAUAAAAAAUUAGAGAUCCUAGCGAAGUACUUUUGUUUUUUUUUUAAAGUUUAAACGACUGAAACUAUGAAUCAUGUAAUCAAACCUUUUGCGGAAGAUAUAAAUUUAGCUAUAUUAAAAGUUGA
Eutrema salsugineum is the source of this 1112-nucleotide messenger RNA. Its product is annotated as probable WRKY transcription factor 15. The coding region runs from base 70 to 963 and encodes 297 amino acids. Gene Ontology annotation, molecular function: DNA-binding transcription factor activity; sequence-specific DNA binding. The record is from RefSeq and is a predicted model, not a curated record. Gene Ontology annotation, biological process: regulation of DNA-templated transcription. Lineage: Eukaryota; Viridiplantae; Streptophyta; Magnoliopsida; Brassicales; Brassicaceae. The transcript is spliced from 3 exons.